Messenger RNA from Argentina anserina (silverweed cinquefoil), 1766 nucleotides. RefSeq names its product piriformospora indica-insensitive protein 2-like. Gene Ontology annotation, molecular function: protein binding. The record is from RefSeq and is a predicted model, not a curated record. The transcript is spliced from 2 exons. Bases 270 to 1706 code for a protein of 478 amino acids. Lineage: Eukaryota; Viridiplantae; Streptophyta; Magnoliopsida; Rosales; Rosaceae.
UUUUCUUUGCUUCUGUUUCUCUCACUUUUACUUUCUCCUUUGACAUCUUUGGAUAGUUUCUUCGUUCUCUUUGGGUCCCCAAAGCACUUGUGUUUUUCCCUCAUAGAGACCCCAUGUUGAUGAAAUCUCUAUCCACGACUCCAAUCCGUGUUUCCUAAUUCCUUGCUCUUUUGGGGGUUUGCUCGUUCUCCCUAAAACGAAACUAAGUCUCCUCUGUUCUACUCUGUUACCAGAUUGUUUCUACAUUUACGAUUUGAAAGCGUUCCAUCAUGAAAAGCUACACUUCCACCAAUGUUUUCAUUUUUGCUAUCUUCGUUCUCUUCUCGGCUGCUUCGUGCUCUGAUGAAGAAAUCGAACAAGUUUUAGCUCCAAUGGAGCAAACAGAGCAAGAAGCUCUCUACUCUGCUGUUCAGGGCUUUGUCGGGAAAUUGUGGAAUGGUUCAGACCUCUAUCCUGAUCCUUGUGGGUGGACUCCUAUUCAGGGGGUGUCUUGUGAUCUCUUCAAUGGUCUUUGGUAUGUGACAGUACUGAACAUUGGACCUGUUCAUGACAACUCACUUAGUUGUUCUCCAAAUGCAAAAUUCAGACCACAACUGUUUGAUUUGAAGCGCCUAAAAACCCUGUCCUUUUCCAACUGUUUCAUGUCACCACACGAUCACCCCAUUCAAAUCCCCACUGAGAAUUGGUGGAAGCUCUCUGAGAGCUUAGAGUCAUUGCAGUUUCGAUCGAAUCCCGGUCUUACUGGGAAAAUUCCCAGCAGCUUUGGUGGCCUCAAAAAGCUCCAAUCUUUGGUGCUAGUAGAGAACGGGUUACAUGGUGGGUUACCAAGUAACAUAGGUGACUUGGUGCAGUUACAGAGGCUAGUUCUCUCUGGAAACUGGUUUACAGGUUCAAUUCCUGCUAGUUUUGGUAGGUUAAAUCAGCUGUUAAUCUUUGAUUUGAGCCAGAACUCAUUAUCUGGGCCUUUACCAAACACUUUUGGAAGCUUAACUUCACUCUUGAAGCUUGACUUGAGCAACAAUCAUUUAGGAGGGUCAAUAUCUCAAGUUGGUGAUCUGAAGAACCUGACCCUUCUGGACCUAAGGAGUAACAAUUUCUCUGGUGGGUUGACCAAGUCAAUGCAAGAGAUGCAUGCCUUGGAAGAGAUGGCUUUGUCCAACAACCCAAUUGGUGGAGAUCUCAACACCCUAGAGUGGCAAAACAUGGACAAGUUGGUCAUUUUAGAUCUCUCCAAAACAGGGUUAACAGGGGAGAUUCCAGAGUCCAUAUCAGAGUUAAAGAGGUUGAGGUUUUUGGGUCUAAGUGACAACAAGCUUAGAGGUGACCUCUCACCAAAGCUUGCAACUUUGCCUUGCAUUAGUGCACUAUACCUACAUGGGAACAACCUGACAGGGAAGCUUGAAUUCUCCGAGUCGUUUUACGCAAAAAUGGGGAGUCGUUUUGGUGCUUGGAACAACCCUAAUCUCUGUUACCCUGAUGCAUUGGUCACCAAGAGCAAUGUACCAUUUGGGGUCAAGCCAUGCCAGGCUGAGGUCACAUUGCUUGAAUCCAAUUCAAUAACAAAGCUGGAAAAUGCUGGUUUGAAUCAAAAAUUUUACUUCACUACGUCUUUGGGAUUCUCAAAUUGUGGUGGCAUUGAUGGGAUCUGGUGGCUUGGUGGGUUGCUGCAAUUAAUAAUAGUUCUGCUGUUGAAUUGGUUCAUUUAGGUUGUUGCUAGCUUGUUCAGUCCAGAUCAGAACUAACCCUUUUAGCUUGUUAUAGUAACU